Messenger RNA from Fopius arisanus, 810 nucleotides. Its product is annotated as apoptosis regulatory protein Siva. The record is from RefSeq and is a predicted model, not a curated record. Gene Ontology annotation, molecular function: CD27 receptor binding. Lineage: Eukaryota; Metazoa; Arthropoda; Insecta; Hymenoptera; Braconidae. Gene Ontology annotation, biological process: extrinsic apoptotic signaling pathway. The transcript is spliced from 4 exons. The coding region runs from base 102 to 587 and encodes 161 amino acids.
UUCAAUUGGCGUCUGAACCUGUCGUCCUGUCUGAACUAGAAAAUUCACUCCUGUCCCAAGAAUAUUCCUGAAACAAUCGAUUGAUCAGAUCAAUCAGGAGAAUGUCGUCGAAACGUAUUUGUCCUUUCGAUGGUGAUCUUACCCCUCAGAUGAAGGUCCACGUUGGCCUCAAGGAGACGACAGAUGAUGCUCAGAGGAAUGAGGAGAUGAAGAAGAUUUAUGAACGUACACUCCAGCUGUUGAGAAAUGGAUCACAGAAAUCGAUUGGAAAAGGACCUGAAGACCAUCAGAAUCGAUCCAGCACUGGAUAUCAUUUUGAACCUCCUCGUCUCAAACAAAUGGUCAUGAAUGACAAAUUGGGGCUUGAGCAGAGCAAAAAGAUUAUCUUGCCUCAGGCACAACAAACAUGCAGCAGUUGCAAAGAAUUGAGAGUAUUUGAACUGAAUCGGUGCUUUCACUGCAUCGAAUUCUAUUGCCCCUAUUGUCUAAAUCAAUGCACCAAAUGCUUGGAACAAUUCUGCUCAAAAUGCAGUUUCACAAUAUAUGAAGGAGAUGAACACGUCGAGUGCCUGAAUUGCUAUCAGUGAUGGGAUUGAUAAUAUUGUGGGUCAAUCUCUCAAUCUCCAAGAACAAAUUGUUAAAAAUAGGUUUAUCGAAAAGGUACGAAUGAGAGUGAGAAGUUAUGAUUUUUUAGAGUAAUUUUAAGUGCCUCAAAGGCCGAUAUUUGCAUGCUCCUGCUACUGAGAUAAUUUUUUUUAUUCAAUUAAUAUUUUAUGUUCAAUAAACAAAUAAAUCUGAUAGAACAAAUUA